CCGCCAUCACACGUGCGCUCAAACCGAGCCCGUCCCCCUGUCCGCGCAUCUCCACCGUCCGAUCCCCAGCCGAUGGCGGCGGAGCCGGCCGCGGACGGCCACGAUCCCCCUCCUCCCCCGGCGGACUACGCCGCCGUCGCCGGCGCUGGCGACGCCUCAGCGGCGGAGGCGGCGGACGCUCUGGUGAGCGCGGCGUCGGAGCAGCUGACGCUGGUGUACCAGGGCGACGUCUACGUCUUCGACCCCGUCACGCCCCAAAAGGUUCAGGCUGUUCUGUUAGUACUUGGAGGGUAUGAGGUUCCGCCCGGUUUAGUAAACAUGGCUGUACCCACCGCACAUGAUGAAAAGAGUACAACUGUGGCUGCUAGAAGGGUUGCUUCCUUAAUGAGGUUCCGCGAGAAGAGAAAGGAAAGAUGUUUUGAUAAAAGAAUAAGAUACAGUGUGCGCAAGGAAGUUGCCCAAAAGAUGAAACGGCGUAAAGGCCAAUUUGCUGGGAGGGCAGAUUUUGGUGAUGGCGCCUGUUCUUCUGCUGCUUGUGGCUCUCCAGCUAACGGCGAGGAUGAUCAUUUUCAUGAAACCCAUUGCCAAAAUUGUGGCAUCAGCUCAAGGAUUACUCCAGCAAUGCGUCGGGGCCCAGCUGGUCCAAGGUCCCUCUGUAAUGCUUGUGGUCUAAUGUGGGCAAAUAAGGGUACUCUAAGAAGUCCUUUGAAUGUCCCCAAAAUGGCUCUACAACACCCUGCCAAUCCGAGUAAAAUGGGAGAUACAGAUGAAAAAAACUCAAUUGUUCCUCCUGCCGAGCAUAAUCGAGCCGCUGUCAAAACUGACUCUGAGAUGAUGACAGAACAGGAGCAGAAGCUGGACAUACGCCCACCGACCGAAGAAGAUAUCAAGGCAGUUUCAUGACAAGUGCCCAAAUAUGUGUAUAUAAAUUGAAACAUAGUUUUUGUCAGAAACUCCUGACUUUAGGAUGACAUGUAAGGCAGAGAAACUAACAAAAGCAGCUCCAUUGCCAAAAAAAAAUGCAUGUAUUGGGCUGCCACAUCUAUCUCCUCCAUGUACCCUAUUCAUAUUGUAUGAUUUGAUUGCAGGCAGUAAUACAAUCCUUUUUAACCGGUUGGGUC
This is a messenger RNA of Phragmites australis (common reed), 1121 nucleotides long. Its product is annotated as GATA transcription factor 19-like. Gene Ontology annotation, molecular function: sequence-specific DNA binding; zinc ion binding; protein binding. The transcript is spliced from 8 exons. Gene Ontology annotation, biological process: regulation of DNA-templated transcription. The record is from RefSeq and is a predicted model, not a curated record. NCBI's taxonomy places the organism in Eukaryota, Viridiplantae, Streptophyta, Magnoliopsida, Poales, Poaceae. Bases 73 to 903 code for a protein of 276 amino acids.